Molecule: messenger RNA, 1657 nt
Organism: Theobroma cacao (cacao)
Lineage: Eukaryota; Viridiplantae; Streptophyta; Magnoliopsida; Malvales; Malvaceae
Gene: PUR5
Product: phosphoribosylformylglycinamidine cyclo-ligase, chloroplast / phosphoribosyl-aminoimidazole synthetase / AIR synthase (PUR5)
Biological process (GO): adenine biosynthetic process; 'de novo' IMP biosynthetic process
Cellular component (GO): cytosol
Molecular function (GO): phosphoribosylformylglycinamidine cyclo-ligase activity; phosphoribosylamine-glycine ligase activity
Source: RefSeq, a predicted model, not a curated record
UGCUUUGUGCAUAAAAAACGAUGUAGCUCGGCUUCUUUCCAGUUUCCCCCCAUUCCAACCCUACAAAGCCUAAAACCCACUCAGUCGAUUACUGCUUCUUCUUCCUAAAGCCGUUCUCUUCCAACAUUGCCAUGACCAACACUUUGGCAGCCGCCAACGUCGAACUAUCUCGCUGCGUUGCGGCUUCUUCCAGGCCCUCUUUCGAUAAACCCACCACUGCAACUCAACCUGCUUUUGGGAUAACCCCUUACCGCUGCUUCUCCCAAAGGUAUGCACCGCUUUCUUUAUCCCCGCAAGGACGAAAUAGCGUUUCUCACAGCCGCAUAAAUUCGAUGUCGAAGAACGAUUCUGAUGAAGCAGGUGGGCUAACGUAUAAGGAUGCUGGUGUUGAUAUAGAUGCUGGGUCUGAGCUUGUUAAAAGAAUCGCCAAGAUGGCACCUGGAAUCGGUGGUUUUGGCGGGCUUUACCCUCUCGGUGACUCUUACCUUGUUGCUGGAACUGAUGGUGUGGGAACCAAACUCAAGCUAGCAUUUGAGACUGGAAUCCAUGAAACUAUUGGGAUUGAUCUUGUUGCAAUGAGUGUCAAUGACAUUGUUACUUCUGGAGCAAAGCCAUUAUUUUUCCUUGAUUAUUUUGCAACGAGUCUCCUUGAUGUUGGCCUUGCUGAAAAGGUUAUAAAAGGCAUUGUAGAUGGUUGUCAACAGUCUGACUGCACUCUGUUGGGUGGAGAGACUGCAGAGAUGCCAGAUUUUUAUGCAAAGGGUGAGUACGAUCUUAGUGGCUUUGCAGUAGGCAUUGUUAAAAAGGAUUCUGUUAUUGAUGGAAAAAACAUUGUGGCUGGAGAUGUACUGAUUGGCCUACCUUCUAGUGGAGUCCAUUCAAAUGGUUUCUCUCUUGUCAGACGGGUUUUGGCUCGAAGUGGCCUGUCUAUAGAAAAUCAACUUCCUGGUGCAGCAGUUACAUUAGGUGAAGCAUUGAUGGCACCAACUGUUAUAUAUGUUAAGCAGGUGCUAGAUUUAAUUAGCAAGGGAGGGGUGAAGGGAAUCGCACACAUCACAGGUGGUGGUUUCACAGACAAUAUACCUCGAGUGUUUCCAAAAGGCCUUGGUGCUGUUAUUUAUAAGGAUUCUUGGGAAGUUCCAGCUGUGUUCAAAUGGAUACAACAGGCUGGAAAAAUUGAAGAUGCUGAGAUGAGGCGGACUUUUAACAUGGGCAUUGGCAUGGUUCUCAUUGUGAGUCAGGAGGCAUCUCAUAGAAUACUUGAAGAUGGAAAUAGUGCUUACAAAGCCUAUCGCAUUGGUGAAGUUGUGACUGGAGAAGGAGUGAGCUAUCACUAGAAAGUGUAGCUUGUGUUGUAACAUGUUGUGACAUAUUUAUUUCUCUGUUAAUCGGAACGAGAUGUGCACUUGAGGCUUUUUGGUUUGUCCCAUAGUCCAACUAGUGGACAAUGCAAGUUUCAUUUGACGCAGUUAUUCAUAGGUAAUAUGAGUUUGGAUAGACAAGUCGUGUGGAGUUCUCUAAAAAAUUCAUAAAAGGACUGAAUUAAGGUUGGCUCAGCAGGCUCUCCAAAAGUUUUCAUACAGUUGUAAAUCUGAGACUGCUAUAACAAGUCUUUCUUUCUUCAAUCAUCAUAAUGAUUUAUGCUUUUGAGAUCUUA